AUGCCGAGUUUCUCUCCAACAUUUACACCUGCAGAUGGCUUUCAGGUGCAGGAAACAAUUACAACUUUCAGUAUGCAAGGUGUGCAAUUGAGAUGUCACGACAUUGAUGAAGGUCUGUGGUUCCAGGAUGAAGGUCUGUGGUUCCAGGAUGAAGGUCUGUGGUUCCAGGAUGAAGGUCUGUGGUUCCAGGAUGGAGGUCUGUGGUUCCAGGAUGGAGGUCUGUGGUUCCAGGAUGAAGGUCUGUGGUUCCAGGAUGAAGGUCUGUGGUUCCAGUAUGAAGGUCUGUGGUUCCAGGAUGGAGGUCUGUGGUUCCAGGAUGGAGGUCUGUGGUUCCAGGAUGGAGGUCUGUGGUUCCAGGAUGGAGGUCUGUGGUUCCAGGAUGGAGGUCUGUGGUUCCAGGAUGAAGGUCUGUGGUUCCAGUAUGAAGGUCUGUGGUUCCAGGAUGAAGGUCUGUGGUUCCAGGAUGGAGGUCUGUGGUUCCAGGAUGAAGGUCUGUGGUUCCAGGAUGAAGGUCUGUGGUUCCAGGAUGGAGGUCUGUGGUUCCAGGAUGGAGGUCUGUGGUUCCAGGAUGAAGGUCUGUGGUUCCAGGAUGAAGGUCUGUGGUUCCAGUAUGAAGGUCUGUGGUUCCAGGAUGGAGGUCUGUGGUUCCAGGAUGGAGGUCUGUGGUUCCAGGAUGGAGGUCUGUGGUUCCAGGAUGGAGGUCUGUGGUUCCAGGAUGGAGGUCUGUGGUUCCAGGAUGAAGGUCUGUGGUUCCAGUAUGAAGGUCUGUGGUUCCAGGAUGAAGGUCUGUGGUUCCAGGAUGGAGGUCUGUGGUUCCAGGAUGAAGGUCUGUGGUUCCAGUAUGAAGGUCUGUGGUUCCAGUAUGGAGGUCUGUGGUUCCAGGAUGGAGGUCUGUGGUUCCAGGAUGGAGGUCUGUGGUUCCAGGAUGGAGGUCUGUGGUUCCAGGAUGGAGGUCUGUGGUUCCAGGAUGGAGGUCUGUGGUUCCAGUAUGAAGGUCUGUGGUUCCAGUAUGAAGGUCUGUGGUUCCAGGAUGGAGGUCUGUGGUUCCAGGAUGGAGGUCUGUGGUUCCAGGAUGGAGGUCUAUGGUUCCAGGAUGGAGGUCUGUGGUUCCAGGAUGGAGGUCUGUGGUUCCAGGAUGGAGGUCUGUGGUUCCAGUAUGAAGGUCUGUGGUUCCAGGAUGGAGGUCUGUGGUUCCAGGAUGGAGGUCUGUGGUUCCAGUAUGAAGGUCUGAGGUUCCAGUAUGAAGGUCUGUGGUUCCAGGAUGGAGGUCUGUGGUUCCAGUAUGAAGGUCUGUGGUUCCAGUAUAUAGGUCUGUGGUUCCAGUAUGGAGGUCUGUGGUUCCAGUAUGGAGGUCUGUGGUUCCAGGAUAGUGAAAGAGGACAGAGGUUCCAUGAUAGUGAUGAAGGAAUAAGGCUCUAA
This is a messenger RNA of Procambarus clarkii (red swamp crayfish), 1419 nucleotides long. Its product is annotated as golgin subfamily A member 6-like protein 25. NCBI's taxonomy places the organism in Eukaryota, Metazoa, Arthropoda, Malacostraca, Decapoda, Cambaridae. The record is from RefSeq and is a predicted model, not a curated record.